Didymosphaeria variabile is the source of this 2586-nucleotide messenger RNA. RefSeq names its product MCM DNA helicase complex subunit (gene MCM2). Gene Ontology annotation, biological process: DNA replication; double-strand break repair via break-induced replication; mitotic DNA replication initiation. Gene Ontology annotation, molecular function: single-stranded DNA helicase activity; ATP binding; single-stranded DNA binding. The transcript has 4 exons. The record is from RefSeq and is a predicted model, not a curated record. Bases 1 to 2586 code for a protein of 861 amino acids. NCBI's taxonomy places the organism in Eukaryota, Fungi, Ascomycota, Dothideomycetes, Pleosporales, Didymosphaeriaceae. Gene Ontology annotation, cellular component: MCM complex; nucleus.
AUGAGCUCUCCGCUACGACCAAGCAUGUCGUCUGCAAAUCGUGGUGCAGGUCCUUCGAGGAACAACAAGCGUGCCAGGGACGAUGGAUCCUCACCAGCACACCCGCCGUCAACUCCGAUGGACAUGGCCUCCUCUCCGCCCCUGAUUCCCCAGGAUGACGAUAUGCUCGAUGAGGAUAACAUCUACCGCGAUGUAGAUGACCUAGACGAGGAGGCUGAGGAGGGCGCCGGCAUCGAUCUGUUCGAUGACAGAUUCGAUGGCGAACACUUAGGCUUUCAGAACAACCAGAAUUAUGAGGGUUCCGAUAUUGAUGAUGAAGGAAACUACGAAGACUUGGGUAUGGGUGCGAGACGAGAAAUUGACCGCCGACUCAAUCGACGUGACGCCGAAGCACGACGCCGCAUACCUGAUGCCUUCUUGCCGGACGACGACGAGGGCGGCAUCGGUGAGCUCAUAAGAGGAGGCCGCAGGCAACGCCAUCGCUAUGACGAGGAACAGGAUGAUAUGGAUCUUGAUGGCGACAUUAUGGCCGAAGAAAUGUCUCUGGAAGCGCUCUCAGACAUCAAGGCAAACACAUUGACCGACUGGGUGGCACAACCUGUCGUUGCUCGGUCUGUUGCUCGCGAAUUCAAGGCAUUCCUUACCGAGUAUGUGGACGACCAGGGUGUUUCUGUAUAUGGAGACCGUGUCAAGACCCUUGGUGAGAUCAAUGCAGAGUCCCUGGAAGUCUCUUUCAAUCACCUCACGGAGGGCAAAGCUACCCUCGCUUAUUGGGUUGCGAAUGCUCCCACAGAGCUGCUGAAGAUCUUUGACCAAGUCGCCAUGGAAGUAGUGAUCUUUCACUACCCGGACUACGAACGCAUCCAUUCCGAGAUUCACGUUCGGAUAACAGACAUCCCAAUCGGACUUACGCUCCGCCAGCUUCGCCAGUCGCAUCUGAACUGCCUGGUCCGUGUUAGCGGCGUUGUAACGAGGAGAAGUGGAGUUUUCCCUCAGCUGAAGUACGUUAAAUUUGACUGUAACAAAUGCGGAACUACCCUAGGACCCUUCCACCAAGAUUCAAACGUGGAAGUGAAGAUCUCAUUCUGUUCGAAUUGCCAAUCACGAGGUCCUUUCACUGUGAACUCGGAAAGAACGGUCUAUCGCAAUUACCAGAAGCUCACCCUUCAAGAGUCGCCUGGUACUGUCCCUGCCGGUCGCUUGCCUCGGCAUCGAGAAGUAAUUUUGCUGUGGGACCUCAUCGACUCGGCGAAGCCAGGUGAAGAAAUCGAAGUCACUGGAGUUUACCGCAACAACUACGAUGCAUCCUUGAACAAUAAAAAUGGGUUUCCUGUGUUCGCCACUAUAAUAGAGGCAAACCAUGUUGUCAAGUCCCAUGAUCAGUUGGCUGGUUUCCGACUAAGCGAGACAGAUGAGCAGCAAAUCCGCCAAUUAUCGAAGGACCCUCAAAUCGUCGACAAGAUUGUCAACUCUAUCGCGCCGAGUAUUUAUGGACAUAAGGACAUCAAAACUGCGGUGGCACUUUCGUUGUUCGGCGGUAUCAGCAAAGAGGCUGCUGGAGGUCACGCCAUGCGUGGCGACAUCAAUGUCCUCUUACUUGGAGACCCAGGAACUGCCAAAUCUCAAGUCCUCAAGUACGUUGAAAAGACUGCCCACCGAGCCGUCUUCGCUACUGGCCAAGGUGCCUCCGCUGUCGGUCUUACGGCUUCGGUUCGCCGCGACCCUAUGACAAGCGAAUGGACUUUGGAAGGUGGAGCUCUCGUGCUUGCGGACAAGGGCACCUGUCUGAUUGAUGAGUUCGACAAAAUGAACGACCAGGAUCGUACGUCUAUCCACGAAGCAAUGGAGCAGCAGACGAUUUCGAUUUCCAAGGCUGGUAUUGUCACCACACUCCAGGCUCGCUGUGCAAUCGUUGCCGCGGCCAAUCCCAUUGGUGGACGAUACAACUCGACCAUUCCCUUCUCUCAAAACGUCGAGCUCACCGAGCCUAUCUUGUCUCGUUUCGAUAUUCUGUGCGUCGUGCGCGAUACAGUCGACCCCAACGAAGAUGAGCGCCUUGCCAAAUUCGUCGUGAACUCUCACGCCCGUUCGCAACAGCACACAAAUGCGGCGUACUCUGCAGAAAAUGGCAACGGUGAGUCUCAGGACAUUAUGGACGUGGAUGCCCAAGCGAACCAGGCAGAGAAAGGGGAUAUACCGCAGGAACUGCUCAGAAAGUACAUUCUCUACUCGAGGGAGAAGUGCAAACCCAAGCUGUAUCAGAUUGAUCAGGACAAGGUCGCCCGACUGUUCGCUGAUUUGCGAAAAGAGUCAAUGGCAACUGGUGCUUAUCCAAUCACUGUCCGCCAUCUGGAGGCCAUUAUCCGCAUCUCAGAAGCCUUCUGUAAGAUGCGACUGUCCGAUUACUGCUCGGCCGAAGACAUCGACCGCGCCAUUGCUGUCACUGUCGAUUCGUUCGUUGGUUCGCAGAAGGUCAGCGCGAAGAAGUCUCUCGCUAGGGCAUUUGCCAAGUACACUCUUAACCGACCUGGUGCCGUUCGUAAGCCAGCUAGGGCGACUCGGCAAGCUCAACGUGCUGUUGCGUAG